Molecule: messenger RNA, 1948 nt
Organism: Centruroides sculpturatus (bark scorpion)
Lineage: Eukaryota; Metazoa; Arthropoda; Arachnida; Scorpiones; Buthidae
Product: tektin-B1-like
Exons: 6
Coding region: 286-1878 (530 amino acids)
Biological process (GO): cilium movement involved in cell motility; cilium assembly
Cellular component (GO): nucleus; microtubule cytoskeleton
Source: RefSeq, a predicted model, not a curated record
CUGUCGCUUCGUAUAGUUUAAAUGUCAUAAAACUUGGAAAUUUUACAAUUAAAAUUUAUAUAUAUACAUUUCAAAUAUUAAAACUAGAAAAUAAACUUUAAAAUACAUUAUUUAUAUAAAUAUAAAUGAAUAAUAAUAACAAUUUUUUUCCUUUCGUCAUUAACACAAUUCUUUCGACACAAUCACCAUAGCAACAAUAUAAAAAUUCGAUUUUUCGAUUAUUUUCUUGAUUGUAGAAAAAUUUAGUUUGUUCUUCGCGAUUAGAAAUCGUCUUCGUUGUAAACAAUGUUUCCUACCGCAACAAAUAAGCCGACGAUUUAUUACACUCUAGACGACUGGAACUUGCACAAUUUAGACUUAGAGAAAAUCAGCAGGGAUAUGAUUGCAAAGUCCACUGCAUUGAGGCAAUACAGCUUACAACUAAGACACGAAGCUCAAAAUAAAAUAGAAUGGUGGAAACUGCAGGUAAUUAUUAAUAUUCGUUCUUAUCAUUAUCGUCUUCCUCCCGUUCCAACAUCUUAUUCCACCCUUUCCUAUCUCUCCCAAAUCCCUCUUGCUUUCUUCAUCUCUUCAUACGUCUUUCCACAAUUAUCAUUUCGUGAUGUUUUCUUUGUAUUCUUUCCAUAUUCUUCCACUCAUUCGAAUGAUUCUAAUCUGAGAUUCUGCGACCGCAUCGAUGAUGUAGAUCGUCAUCGAUGCGGUCGCAGAAUCUUAUAUAAAAACUUGGAAAAAACGAUUAGAGAUGUAGAAAAAGAAACUGAAAUCUUAAGAGAUGCCAAAUUAAAUAUAGAAAGAGCGUUAGUGGAAAAAGUUCCUUACUUAGAGGCCACUGAAGAAAUGAUCAGGAUGAGAGACCAACGUGAUGGUAUCGAUUUAACUGACGAUCAAGUCCAAGAAAAUUUAUCAUGCGAACUAAAACUCUUUGAUGAAAUAGGUUGUAAAAUGAGAAAUAAGAGCCACGAGUGCUGGGAACAGUUAUGCAAAUUGAAAGAGGUCAGAGAUAUUUUGUAUAAUGACAUGAAAGACAAAUCCUAUACUUUAGCUGCAGAUCGUCGUUUGAAACUCUUACAACCUGAAUGUGUAGAUGAUAUUAGUUAUAAAUCCAGGCCUUUGGAUAUCCCUCCAGGAAUUGUUGAGGUACAGCAAUGGUUCGAUCAUUUAGUUCGAAAUUGUACGAAGGGAGAGGAAAUUACAGCCGCAGCUAGAACACUAAUCAUUAAUUGUUGGAGAACAAUUAGGGACACGAACAAUCUUCUGUUUCAACAAAGAGAAGCGACUCAAUAUGCCUUUCGUCAACGGAUACACGAAACCCAACAAGCUAGGGAUAAUUUAGCUUAUCAGAAAAAUAACCUUAUUGACGAGAUCGUAAGGAUGAUGAAAGAAAUUCAGAAUAUAGAAAGACAAAUUCGAGCCAUUAGGAAUCCUUUAAAAUUAAAUCAUACGCGCUUAGAUGAUAGAAAAUGGAGACCAAGAAUGGAAUUAGUUGCCGAUCGUGUGUUUUGGGGACUGAGAGAAGAAUAUGCGCAGUUAAAUAAAGCGAAAGAAGAACUGGAGAAGGAAUUAAAUAAUGCCAGAUUAAUUUUGAAUCAACUUCAAGCGCAUCUACAUCGAGUGGAAGAAGACUUAACGAGAAAGGAAAAGUCGUUACGGUUAGAUACGGAAUGUUUGAAUCGACACACGAGGCCACGUUCAAAUCUUUAUCAAUACGACGUGCCGUGGUUGAAGGAUACGUCAGCCUUCCACACGUCAUCCGCCGAAAAGGUAUCUCCUUUCAAAAUUAUGCCGAGUUCUCAUUUAGUAUCAAAAGAGUCUUACAGAGUGACUCGAAGUACCACGACGGAAAAUCCAGCACAAAACGAAAGACUUUUGAUCGAUUAGUAAAUGCAAAAAUCCAUUUUAAAUAAGCAAAAUUCUUUUAUCAGAAAAUAUAACAGUAAUAAAUCUUAUG